GGAAGUGAUAAUUGUGGCGCCAUAUUGGGCGCCAUUUUAAUUUUAUGUAGCAUCGAGGUAGGAUUGCUCCCUUAAUAUUUAUUGUGAUGUUAAAAAAUUAUCGGUAUUUUGUGUUAUAAGUGUGCUUAAAACGCAAUAAUCGAGUCUGGUAAACCCACACAGUUUUAGGACUCCAAAAUGGAGCCCAUGAACAAUCAACUUAUCACAAAAGCCAUCGGAUUUCAUGGGCAACAGUUCCAGAAACUUUGGGAAGGAGAGUUUGGAGAUAAUGAUUUGGCCCGUCGAGGAGUUAAAGAUUUCAAUUUUCAAGUUUAUGGCCAAAGGCAAAGAAAUUUGCCAUUUCAAGAUCGUGGCAAAAGGCUUAAUUUGCAACAGUUUAUCGUAAAAAAGGCUGAACAAAUUUUUUCAACUAAGCCAUCUGAGUUGAAAUCAAAUACAACAACCUCUCCAGCAGAAGAUUUAUAUUCAGUUACACCUCCAUUUGAGACAUACAUAAAUGCUGAUCGACAAAAGAGACUCCAAUUUUUUACUGAGAAUGUUAAGGUGGGUGAUCUUAUAUUGGGUACUAUUGUCAGUAAGCAGCAGUCUGGUAUGAUGCUAAAAGUUUUGUGUACAGCAGGAAAUGAUGGCAAUGUCAAAUAUGCAGCUGAUAUCAACAUAAAAGCAUUUUGUCCUGUUGCCAAUGUAAUUCCAGCAGUAGAUAAGAAGGGUGUCUCUCGCAGUUACAUGAUGAACGACUAUGUGUGUUGUGAAGUACUAGAAGUAAUUGCUGAUACAGAUAAAAUGGUUUGUGGAAUGAAAGGUACUACUAGGAAACCCGGCGACCCUGAACAUCAGCCUCCAUUGGGACUUAUUAGUACAGAUGAUUUUCCACUGGUUUACAAAAAAUCUUUGGAUCACAAGAACGAAUCUUAUGAAUCUGUGUUGGAGAAGAGCGUCGGCUUCAAUAAUCCAAAUAAUAUUCAAUAUUUGGCUGAUCAGAUGGGGAUUAAUGAACAUGUUUCACUUAUGAGUGGUUUAAGGGGAAGAUUUCCUGAAAACGAGUAUGCAACUGAAUUGCGUCAAGUACAAGCCAGCAAAUGGGCGUACCGUAACGUGGCUGACGGUAUUGAUCAUUUUAAAGCUGGAAAACAUGUUGAAGCUUUCCAGUGUUUGAACAAGGCAUUGAACAUAGACCCACGAAAUGUGGAAGGUCUAGUUGCACGAGGUGCACUUUAUGCCAACAGUGGCAACUUUCAAAAGGCCAUUGAAGAUUUUGAAACAGCUUUGAAAUUAAAUCAGAACCACGCAAACGCCCGUAAAUAUAUGGGUGAAACGCUUGUUGCUUUGGGACGAAGUUACGAAGAGGAGAAUAAGAUCGAAGAGGCGCGUAAAGCGUAUCAAAGUUGUCUCAGCAUCAUACCCUAUCAUGAAGAAGCAAAGAAUUCUUUGGAAUUUUUGAAAAACAAGGAAAAGCAGACACCCAAAAAUUUUAUUGAACCAGCCGAACUUCUUUUACCAAACUUGGCAUCUGUACGAAAACCGACCGCAGAUGUCAAUGAUGCUUUAAACCAACUGCUAAAGAACGAAGAGGUUGACAAGAAAGAUAAGAAAAAGAAGAAGAAGGAAAAGAAAAAGUUGAAAAAGAAACGCCAUUCUAGUUCCAGUUCUAGCUCUAGCUCUUCGGGAAGCGGAGAGAGUUCCAGCAGUUCAUCUAGUAGUAGUAGCGAUUCGAGCAGUUCAAGUGGAGAUUCUGAUUUUAAGAAGCGCAAGAAACAUCGUUCCAGGUCUCACAGAAGGGAGAAACGUGAAAAUUCUCUAAGUCCAUUGAGUAAGCGUAUGGCGAUGAUGGAUUCACAAGCUCAAGACCCAUCAACCAGCAAUUUUAAUUUCAACAAGCCGGCGACCAACGCUUUUGAUUUUGGAUUUGAAGAACCUCAAAAACCCAAGACUGUUGAGGUUGACUAUGAAGCUAAGGUUAAAUCAUUCCUGCUAGAAACCAAGGACGAUUCAGAUUAUGAAACAAAGGUGAGGAAGUUCUUAGAGGAGAGUGCCAAAUGGAAAAAGGGUAAGAGUGAUACUGACAAGAAGAAGAAGAAAAAGAAAGAGAAAAAGGCUAAAAAGGAUAGUAAGAAAAAGAAGAAGAAGGAAAAGGAUAAGCUGAAACGUAAAGGAGUUGAUUUAGAUUUGGACGAUCAUAAGAAACUGCGAGAUGCUAUCAAGAAAGAAUUAAACAAAGAGAAGAAGAAGAAACAUAGCCUUCUUUCUGAUGAUGAAGAAUACUUCCUUCAAAAAUCAGGCAUUUCAAAAAGAUUUAUUGAGAACUUGCCAGAUUUAGAAGAACUUGAAUCAAAAUUAAAUGCAUAUUAUGCACUGGAAAAAGAAUCAAAGAGAAGCGAAUUAAGUGAAUCGCCAAAACAUUCUCUUCUGGACUCGCCAUCUCCGACAAGAGAACAGAAAGCCAGGCAAGCAGUGGCUGAGGCUGCGGCUUCGGCUGGAAAGUGGAAAAUGCACAUUGGACCUGCAACCCAACCAUCAUCCAGAUUUAAGAAGAAGCAAGAAAGGCCUCCAUCUCCUGAAUGGCCGCCAGAAUUACCACCAGAGAAACCCAGAUCUAGAAACAACUUUGAUAAUCUUGCCCCAAAGAAAGCACCUUUGCCUCCAUUACCAACAGAAAAAGCCGUCAGUGUUCGCAAACAAAUGGCAAUGAAAGAACCUCCGGCUAAACACCCUUCUGAAUCGCCUAAGAAGUUUAAACCCACAGCUGCGCCGCCAGCUCCACCAGGGCCGAAAAUUCCGCAAGGGCAAGUGGUAUUAGACAAAUUUGGGAAUUUCAGACUUAUGACACCGCCGGAAAUGAAGAAAGGUCAUGACGUAAUGUCAGGUACUGCUCUUUCUAGCAGCAAUAAAGGAGACCAAGCAGGCCGCAGACCACCGGAACCGCCGGGCAGACCGCGCUCAGCAAGCAACUCUCCUAAACGACGCAGUCGUUCUCGCUCCAGACCCAGCCGAUCGCGCAGUAGCAGCCUUUCGCGCAGCAGGUCCAGAAGCUAUCGCUCCCGGUCGCGCAGCUACUACUCGCGCAGUCGUUCCCGGUCCGGUUCGGCGUAUUCGCGUAGCCGCUCCAGGUCGCGCAGCUAUUCGGGCGACCGGAGGUUCAGGAGGAGGGGCGGAUUUAGAGGCCAGAACAACAGGGGCACGUACUAUAAACCACGCUAUCCCAAUCCCAGAUUCGACAAUCGUGGCAGAGGUCGAGGUUUUUACAGGGAUCGAUUCGACCGCAACUUUAGAGGCAGAGGCCGGCCGUACGAUUAUAGAGGAAAUAGGCGAAAUAAUAGAGGCAGAUAUCCAAGGGGAGGAUAUAGAGAUUAUAGAGACAGGAGAUAUGACAGAAGCAGGUCAAGGGAUCGUAGCAGGUCAUACAGCAGAAGUCCCGACAGAUCUGAUGACUCUCCGAGAAGAACCAGGGAAGAAAGCAAGGAAAAGAUUAACAAGUAUUCAGAAGGUCAGACUGCUGAAAAUGUUGAACAGCCAGUCAAACACGACGGACCCUUAUCAGAAGGAGAGGAUCGGGAUGAUUAUACUAACAAUGAUAGUAAUAAGGUUAUUGACAGAGAUGCUUUUGCUGGAAAAUGGGCAGAUAAAGACGAUAACGAUCGUGAACCGUCACCACCCGGUAGUAGAGACAUUCCAGUAGAAACGAACAUAGAGGAAAUGGAUAAGUUUCUGGAUAAAGUGAAGAAAGAUAAAAAAGAAGAGAUGUUAGAACGUAACAAGGAUAUGCUUAAAAAUAAACCUUAAAAAUACUUGUUUCACAGUGAUUUUAAAUAUUUUAGUUAAUAAUGGUUACUUUGUCAAACUUUGCAUAUAUGGCUUCAAUUUUAAUUGUCUAACACUAAAUUGGUUUCAAAUUAUUAUUUUUUACUGUGUUUAAUAGCUAAGCGUUAAUGGUUGUUCAUGCACUUAGAUUAUAAUAAAUAUGGUAAUGUCAAA
Sitophilus oryzae (rice weevil) is the source of this 3972-nucleotide messenger RNA. Its product is annotated as tetratricopeptide repeat protein 14 homolog. The coding region runs from base 178 to 3780 and encodes 1200 amino acids. Gene Ontology annotation, molecular function: protein binding. The transcript is spliced from 17 exons. Lineage: Eukaryota; Metazoa; Arthropoda; Insecta; Coleoptera; Curculionidae. The record is from RefSeq and is a predicted model, not a curated record.